Nannospalax galili (Upper Galilee mountains blind mole rat) is the source of this 1350-nucleotide messenger RNA. RefSeq names its product threonine synthase like 2 (gene Thnsl2). The record is from RefSeq and is a predicted model, not a curated record. Lineage: Eukaryota; Metazoa; Chordata; Mammalia; Rodentia; Spalacidae. Gene Ontology annotation, biological process: 2-oxobutyrate biosynthetic process; dephosphorylation. Gene Ontology annotation, molecular function: pyridoxal phosphate binding.
UGGAAGGAAACAGUGAUGAACUUGAUGAACCCAUCAAGGCUGUAUUUGCUGACGUGGCUUUCGUCCAGAAGCACAACCUGAUGAGUCUGAACUCCAUCAACUGGUCUCGGGUCCUGGUGCAGAUGGCCCAUCACUUCUUUGCUUACUUCCAGUGUGCACCAUCCUUGGACACACACCCCCUGCCUCCUGUGGAAAUAGUUGUGCCAACAGGGGCUGGUGGUAACGUUGCAGCUGGGUGCAUUGCUCAGAAGAUGGGACUGCCCAUCCUCCUGACUGUGGCAGUGAAUCACAAUGACAUCAUCCAUAGGACUGUCCAGUGGGGAGACUUCUCUGUGUCUGAGACUGUCAAGCCAACCUUGGCAUCUGCUAUGGACAUUCAGGUACCCUACAACAUGGAGAGAAUCUUCUGGCUGGUCUCUGGUUUCAACAAUCAAGUGACAAGGGCCCUCAUGGAGCAGUUUGAAAGAAACCAAAGUCUGCAUCUACCCAAGGAGCUACACAACAAGCUUGUGGAGGCAGUGACCUCUCAGUCAGUGUCAGAUGAAGCCAUCACCCAGACCAUGGGCCGCUGCUGGGAGGAAAACCAGUACCUGCUGUGCCCUCACUCAGCCACAGCCGUGAGCUGCCAUUAUCAACAGACUGACAGCGGGCAGUCCAGUGUCCCCCGGUGCUGCCUGGCCCCUGCCUCAGCAGCCAAGUUCCCAGAAGCAAUCCUGGCUGCAGGGUUGACUCCCCAGACUCCCACAGAGAUCCUAGCCCUGGAACACAAGGAGACACGCUGCACCCCAAUGCAGAGAGGAGAAGACUGGAUUCAGAUGCUUCGAGACACAAUUGAGGGCCUAAGCCAGAGGCGGAAGGGUCAUGCUGUAAACCCUUCUGAAUAGCCAGGCUGGAACUGGCUUUGUUUAAAUUUCCCUUCCCAGGGAGCUGCACCCUUAAGCCCCCUCAAGCUCUGGGGUGCUUCUGGGGAGAGCUAGCGUAGAAGUUGCCUGUUCACUUAACUUUAUUCCAUGGGAGAUAGGAUGAGGGGGACUUGAGGAAUGGGUGGCUGAUGUUGAAAGGCUCCCCACCACUGAAUGGUUCAGGAAUAACAUUACUCAACAUACAAGUUUCAGGGUCUGCAAAUGAUGAGCCUUGGGUACAGGGUCAGACCUCAACUCCAGAGUGUUAGGACUCCAGACCUGUGACAAAGGGUUACUCACUACUUUAGCACAGAACUAGGGCUUAUGAACUCUGAAUCUCUGUUUUUCCAUUCCUGAAACCAAAUCCAAAGCUUUGGCCCUCCUUGCCAAAUGCUUCCAACCUGUUGAAAUGUUGGGAAUCCCUGUAAUAAAAGUACUGUUAGUUAAA